Messenger RNA from Danaus chrysippus (African queen), 390 nucleotides. NCBI's taxonomy places the organism in Eukaryota, Metazoa, Arthropoda, Insecta, Lepidoptera, Nymphalidae. The record is from the annotation of a GenBank genome assembly.
AUGGUUAUUCAGCUGUUGUUAUGUGUGCCGAUGGAUGAAAUAUUUGAAGAAAAACCAACUUGCGAGAAGAGUUUUGUUGCAGACACGACAGACGUGAAUGAAAAAGUAAGCAAAAAAUGUCAGAUAAGAGGAAAUUCUAGGCGGAAUAGCAUAAGAAAUAAAAUAUUUGGAUGUAAUGUAGACCAACGCGUAGAAACGAAAACAUCUAGCAAACAUUUAUAUGAAAAAUUUGAGGAAUUAGAUACAAAACAAAAUGACAUUGAAAGCGAAGAGAUUCGACAGGCGACUGACAGGAGCAUUCAGCCAGGAGACGGACCACAGAUUAAUAAGAGUGAACAUAUGAAACCUAUUUUUUGUAAAAGAUAUUUUUGGGGCGAGACGGAUAUGUAG